AUGGGACGUAAGAAGAUCCAGAUCACUCGGAUCAUAGAUGAGCGGAACAGGCAGGUCACAUUUACAAAAAGGAAGUUUGGACUAAUGAAGAAGGCCUAUGAGUUGAGUGUCCUGUGUGACUGUGAAAUAGCCCUGAUUAUUUUCAACAGUUCAAAUAAACUUUUCCAAUAUGCAAGCACUGACAUGGACAAAGUCUUAUUAAAGUACACUGAAUACAACGAGCCUCACGAGAGCCGAACCAACUCUGACAUUGUGGAGGCACUAAACAAGAAAGAACUCAGAGGCUGUGACAGCCCAGACCCUGAUAUGUCAUAUGUUCUCACCCCUCACACAGAGGAGAAAUACCAAAAAAUAAAUGAAGAGUUUGAUAUUAUGAUGAGAAACCACAAAGCUCCAGCAGUCCAGCAGAGUUUCUCCAUGCCUGUGACAGUACCAGUGUCAAAUCCCAGUGCCCUCUCAUACAGCCCAGGUGACACAGUGGGGACCCACACACCAGCGAUAGCUACAGCGUCUCUCAGGGACAGUGACAUGUCGUCCCCAGCUCAUGCUGUCCUGCACAGGGGUUUAUUGUCUCCAGCAGCUCCGCAGUGCUCCCCUAGCAUCAGAACAACAGUGAAUGGUUUUGUUGGCAAACCCAGUGGAAGCAGCUUGGGGAGAGUCACGCCAGCAUUAUCUCCAUCACCCCCUGCUGUGAGUCUCGCUACCACCACCCACAAGUCAGACUUACGAAUCGUCAUCCCACCCACCAACAAACACAUGACGUCCGCACUGAACACUAAAAGGAUAAACAGUCCCCAGUGUAGCCAGUCACUGGCCACACCAGUGGUGUCUGUGACCACACCCAGUCUGCCAUCACCUGAUCUAGUGUAUUCAGCCAUUACCUCCACCUACACCUCAGAUUCUGCUCUUAACAGUGCAGAGGUCAACAGCUUAACAGACUUCAGUUUGCCAGACAGCUUCUCUCUGGGCUCAGGGUCGUCAUGGCAGCAGAGUCAUCUGGGCCAGGCAGCGCUCAGCUCUCAGGGUGUUGUGCAUCACCUACCUCAGGGUUCCAGCUCAACUACUAAUGCUCCUCCGGAGCUUAGCAUCAAGUCUGAGCCUGUUUCUCCACCUCAAGAUAACAUGGCUCCAUCAGGCUUCCUUAUCCAGCCUCCUGUUCCAUCAGCAACUGACAGCCUCAGCUCCUCCAGCAGCCUGCAUGAGGAGAGUGACCCUGAAGACCAGCGUUCUGGUUCCCAGUCGUUUGUGGGCCCAGGCAGAUGCUUGGCUGAGUCAGAGGCCAGGGAGAUCCCUGCAGUCAAACGCAUGCGUGCAGAGUGA
This is a messenger RNA of Chanos chanos (milkfish), 1320 nucleotides long. RefSeq names its product myocyte enhancer factor 2ab (gene mef2ab). Gene Ontology annotation, biological process: cell differentiation; positive regulation of transcription by RNA polymerase II. The record is from RefSeq and is a predicted model, not a curated record. Gene Ontology annotation, molecular function: DNA-binding transcription factor activity, RNA polymerase II-specific; histone deacetylase binding; protein dimerization activity. The transcript has 8 exons. Bases 1 to 1320 code for a protein of 439 amino acids. NCBI's taxonomy places the organism in Eukaryota, Metazoa, Chordata, Actinopteri, Gonorynchiformes, Chanidae.